Molecule: messenger RNA, 3294 nt
Organism: Pungitius pungitius (ninespine stickleback)
Lineage: Eukaryota; Metazoa; Chordata; Actinopteri; Perciformes; Gasterosteidae
Gene: slc7a10a
Product: solute carrier family 7 member 10a
Exons: 11
Coding region: 16-1632 (538 amino acids)
Biological process (GO): D-alanine transmembrane transport; amino acid transmembrane transport; D-serine transmembrane transport
Cellular component (GO): membrane
Molecular function (GO): neutral L-amino acid transmembrane transporter activity; L-amino acid transmembrane transporter activity
Source: RefSeq, a predicted model, not a curated record
CUUCAGCGGCGAGCCAUGCGCAUGCGCGUGUCCUCAUCAGUAGUAAAUUAUAAAGACAGCCCAGGGAGCGCAGCUUGGUUCAGUCUACAGUAUCUGGACCGGACCGAGGCGCCCAGGAAGCCCACUUGUAAGGCGGAGGAGAUGGACAAGGAGAAAAAGAAGGAGAAAAAGUCCUCCAAGAGCGACAGAGUCACUUUGAAAAAAGAAAUCGGACUUUUGAGCGCGUGCGCUAUUAUCAUCGGUAACAUCAUUGGCUCUGGGAUAUUCAUCUCACCUAAAGGAGUGUUGGAGCAUGCAGGCUCCGUGGGGCUGUCACUCAUCGUCUGGGUCUGUGGAGGCGGGAUCUGUGCCCUCGGGUCCUUGUGCUAUGCUGAACUUGGUGUGACCAUCCCAAAAUCUGGAGGAGACUACUCGUAUGUGACAGAAAUAUUUGGAGGGCUCGUUGGCUUCCUGUUGUUAUGGAGCGCCGUGCUCAUCAUGUAUCCGACCACGCUGGCUGUCAUCGCGCUCACCUUCUCCAAUUAUGUCCUGCAGCCGGCCUUCCCGGACUGCCUGCCACCGUACAUCGCCACCAGACUCCUCGCCACCAUCUGCAUCUUAUUCCUGACCUGGGUGAACUGCUCCAGUGUGCGCUGGGCGACAAGGAUCCAGGAUGUUUUCACUGUAGGAAAACUCCUCGCUCUGGUACUCAUCAUAGUGGUAGGACUCAUCCAGAUCUGUAGAGGGCACUACGACGCCCUUCGGCCCAGCGUGGCCUUUGAAUUCCGUCAAGACCCCUCGGUGGGACAGAUAGCGCUGGCCUUCCUUCAGGCCUCCUUCGCCUACAGCGGCUGGAACUUCCUCAAUUACGUCACAGAGGAAGUCGUGGAGCCACGCAAGAAUCUGCCCCGUGCCAUCUACAUUUCCAUCCCACUGGUGACCCUUGUCUACACUAUGACCAACAUUGCCUACUUCUCCUCCAUGAGCCCUGAGGAGCUGCUAGCCUCCAAUGCUGUGGCAGUGACAUUUGGAGAAAAGCUGCUGGGGAUGUUUUCCUGGGUGAUGCCAAUCUCUGUGGCGCUGUCCACAUUUGGAGGGAUCAAUGGAUAUCUGUUCACCUCCUCCAGAUUGUGUUUCUCGGGAGCCAGAGAGGGUCACUUGCCUUAUCUGCUGGCUAUGAUCCACCUAAAGAACUGCACUCCUAUCCCCGCCCUGCUGGUCUGCUGCUUUGCCACCAUAGUCAUCCUGUGCAUCGGAGAGACACACAACCUGAUCAACUACGUGUCCUUUAUCAACUAUUUGUCCUACGGCGUAACGAUUGCUGGCCUCCUCUACCUCCGCAAGAAAAGACCCAACCUGGUCAGACCCAUCAAGGUAAGCAUGUUGGUCCCCAUCGCCUACUUGGUAUUCUGGGCUGUGCUGCUUGGCUUCAGUCUGUACUCUGAACCAGUGGUUUGUGGCCUGGGAAUGGUCAUCAUGCUGACUGGAGUCCCUGUGUACUUUGUGGGUGUUCAUUGGAAGGACAAACCCAAAUGUGUCUAUAGGCUAGUUGAAAGUGUCACAUACAUUGGCCAGAAGGUUUGUUAUGUGGUGUUUCCUCAGGAAGACCUUUCAGAGACUGAACCCCUCACUGCCUCCAAAGCCACUGACUGAGCAAUACACUCAAGCAGGAAUUCUCUUUUUACAUCAACACCUCGGCCUUCAAAUUUUUAAAAUUUUUUUUUUUUUAUUUCACUUCGGUUGGUUUGUGGAUGGUGAAGAAAAAGGAUUUCGUCCAUGUUCUUGCACAGGUGGAACCUGUGGAAGGUUACACUUAGUAAAGUAGCACGCUAAAUCCUAACGAUACAAAUAUGUGUCUUUUACUUAUUGGUUUCUUCUGUUCCUCCAUUCUUGUGGCCAGUAGGCAGAGAGUUCUGUUUCUUCCUUUUACUCACUCAAACAAUCUCUGUCUGUUGUGCAUCAUUGCCAAGAUAUGCUUGUUUUAUGAUUUUAACUAAAUCCUUGAGCUAAUGUGCCUUAUGAAACGCAUGUGUUGGUAGAGUGGAUUGGUUUGUGCAGGAUAGUUUAAUAUCUUUUUCUGAGGUAUAUACAGUAUGCAAGCAGUGUCUGCACUUAGCAAUACUUCUCUAUUACUGAUGCAACUGUCAGAUAUUUCACUAAUUAUUCACAUGAUGAUAACUGUUGAUGUAUAUUUCUUCUGUCUGUAUUCUUUUUACUUUAGACCCGUUGUCUCUUUUUUUUAAAACACUGCAACACUACAUUCUCCUGAGAGAUACUGUGGGGGUCUUGAUGUUAUUAUUAGAGAUUACCUACUUGACACUCAUCAUUCCCAGUAAUAUUUAUAGCACAGGAGGCACAGAGGAUCAUCUGGACGAAUGGCUCUGGGAAAUGAAUAAGUUGCAUCAUUACAACAUGUGUCGAUGGGCUGCUCUGCUUUGGAACUGUUCUCAUUUUUAGGAGUGCCACUGUGAACUCUUUCCAGGUGCUCGACCCAACAGGACAGUUGUUCCAUUUCAAAAACCUCACCUGAUGUUAUAGCGCAGCCCAUUUAACAUGCUGUCGGCUGACAAAUCUGUAUUGACAGAUUCAUGGGAGGCUGGUAGUGGGUGUUUCCUUGUGCACUCGCCUACUCCCACUCCCUCAAAGACAUAUCAUCCCUGAAAUGACCCCAGGCACAACAACAUUUUAUAGAUCAGUUGUCUUGCUCCGAUAUUAUUGACACAAUGUAGAUUAAUUUACCUUACGCACUUGGAAGAUAUGGACUUAUUGUGGUGCCGCUGACAACAAAUGAUUAUGGUUAGAUAAAUGUCCAUGGAGUUGUGGUACCACUAACACAAAUGCUAAUUUACUGCUAGUGAUAUUGGUAUUAAAUGCAUUUCAGUAACCUUGACAGACUACUUGUUUGUCAGCAAACUAUGUUGUGCACACAACAAAGCAUUUAAAGGUUCGGGCCAAUGGCCUUUUUUAAAACAAUGCAAACCAGCAGCAUGAAACUUCAGGUCCUUUUCCCUCUAGAUCAAAUCCCGUAAGAAACUUCAAACAGCAUCGGUCUGCCAUGUCCUGCCGCUGUUACUCAUUUGAGAUCUGUAAAUACUGUGUAAAGAAUAAAACUUUACUGUUACAAAGCCCAUUAUCCUAACACAAUUGUUGGGUAGGCCUCUGUGUUUUGCUUGAGUGUGAAAAAUAACAAUGUAAUUAUUAAAUGAAGUUUAGUUCAGCUAACUGCUAAUGUCAAUUUGCUAACAAGUUCAGACGAAUGUUGUGAAUACAUAUUGGAAAUAAAUGGCUUAUUAUUAGCAGUAUCAGUAUUUUGUU